Molecule: messenger RNA, 363 nt
Organism: Aspergillus melleus
Lineage: Eukaryota; Fungi; Ascomycota; Eurotiomycetes; Eurotiales; Aspergillaceae
Exons: 1
Coding region: 1-363 (120 amino acids)
Source: RefSeq, a predicted model, not a curated record
AUGGAUCAGUUGAUCAGAGGGUGGCAUACACCGGUCGCCUGCCCCCGCUAUCACCAAGCUUUGCCCUGUCAACGCCGUGGCAAUAUCACACUAUCUUUACACUGGCCUAUCUAUCCGGUCGUCUCCAUUGCAGAAAUGGGACCUUAUGAAUCUGAUCCAUCUGGACGAGAGCAAACGAAGCCCGAGCAAUUCGAAGAUGAUGAGCAUGAAGUAGAGAGCAUCCUAGGAAAGCAAGAGUAUAAACGAGAUAUUUCAGCGACAAAAUCCACAGAAUACUUGAUCCUCUAUUUGAGAGGGGUUACGAAAUUAGAGAUGACCAGUGGAUCAGGCAAUCUUGACUUACUCGUCCGACACCUUCCCUAG